AUGGAGUUCCCAGACGACUUCCUGCUGGCUGAACUGGGCCACCUGCAGCUCUACAACAGCUCACUGUUCCAGAACAACUUAACAGGUGGCUAUAACGAGACCGACGCCUUACUGCCGACGGGGGUGAAGGUCACCAUCGUGGUCGUCUACAUGAUCGUCUGCGUCAUUGGCCUGGUGGGAAACUUCCUGGUCAUGUACGUCAUCAUAAGAUACACCAAGAUGAAAACGGCCACUAACAUCUACAUCUUUAACCUGGCCCUGGCUGACUCUUUGUUCCUGGCUACUUUACCUUUCCAGGGCACUGACGUGUUCCUGGGCUUCUGGCCAUUCGGGAACGCUCUGUGCAAGGCGGUGGUGUCGAUCGACUACUACAACAUGUUCACCAGCACCUUCACCCUGACAGUGAUGAGUAUGGACAGAUACGUGGCCGUCUGCCACCCUGUCAAAGCCCUGGACAUGAGGACCCCUCACAAGGCCAAGGUGGUGAACAUCUGUGUGUGGGUGCUGGCUUCGGCCUUUGGCGUUCCGGCCAUGGUUAUGGGAAAUGUAGAGGAAGAACAAGAGCAUAACAGUGUUGAGUGCAUUGUGGUUUUACCUGAACCAAGGAGUCACUGGGAUCCUGUAUUUGGUACCUGUGUCUUCCUCUUCUCCUUCCUCAUCCCUGUGGCUAUUAUCAGCAUCUGCUACAGCUUGAUGGUCAAGCGCCUGCGCAGUGUUCGCAUCCUGUCCGGCUCCAAGGAAAAGGACCGCAACCUGCGGCGUAUCACCAGGAUGGUCCUGGUUGUGGUGGCAGCUUUCGUCGUAUGUUGGACACCCAUCCAGAUCAUGGUCCUGGCUCAGUCGCUGGGUUUCAACCUGAGUAGCUUGUUCACACUGGUCCUGAUGCACUUCUGCAUCGCGCUGGGCUACGUCAACAGCAGCUUGAAUCCUGUGCUCUAUGCCUUCCUGGAUGAGAACUUUAAGCGCUGCUUCCGCGAGUUCUGCCACCCAUCACCAUUCCGCCUUGACACCCAGCAGUCAGGGAGGAUGAGGAGCAUUGCCAGGGAGGUGGCAGCGGCCUAUAGCUGCAAGGCCGGAGAUGGCGGGGGGCCUGGGGGAGGGACGCCUAAUCCAGCAUGA
Toxotes jaculatrix (banded archerfish) is the source of this 1119-nucleotide messenger RNA. RefSeq names its product opiate receptor-like 1 (gene oprl1). Gene Ontology annotation, molecular function: neuropeptide binding; nociceptin receptor activity. The transcript is spliced from 5 exons. Bases 1 to 1119 code for a protein of 372 amino acids. Gene Ontology annotation, biological process: sensory perception of pain; neuropeptide signaling pathway. Lineage: Eukaryota; Metazoa; Chordata; Actinopteri; Toxotidae. The record is from RefSeq and is a predicted model, not a curated record. Gene Ontology annotation, cellular component: neuron projection; membrane.